UGUGGKAAGAGUUUUACUCAUUCAACCARCCUGAUAUCACACCAGAGAACACACACAGGAGAGAGACCUUAUAGCUGUGGUCAAUGUGGGAUGAGUUUUACUCAGCUAAGCAGCCUGAUAUCACACCAGAGAACACACACAGGAGAGAAAAGGUAUAGCUGUGAUGAAUGUGGGAAGAGUUUUUAUACAUCUAGCCAUCUUACUGUACACCAAAGAACACACACAGGAGAGAAACCGUAUAGCUGUACUCAAUGUGGGAAGAGUUUUUUUACAUCUAGCCACCUGAAGAUACACCAGAGAAUACACACAGGGGCGAAACCUUAUAGCUGUACUCAAUGUGGGAAGAGUUUUUUAACAUCUAGCCAACUGAAGAUACACCAGAGAACACACACAGGAGAGAAACCAUAUAGCUGUGGUCAAUGUGGGAAGAGUUUUACUCAGCUAAGCAACAUGAUGUCACACCAGAGAACACACACAGGAGAGAAAUCAUAUAGCUGUGAUGAAUGUGGGAAUAGUUUUACAAAGUUGUGUAAUCUGACUAUUCACCAGAGAACACACUCAGGAGAGAAACCUUAUAGCUGUACUCAAUGUGGGAAGAGUUUUUUUACAUCUAGCCAUCUGAAGAUACACCAGAUAACACACACAGGAGAGAAACCGUAUAGCUGUGAUCGAUGUGGGAAGAGUUUUACUCAGCAAAGCAGCCUGAUUUCACACCAGAGAAUACACACAGGAGAGAAACCUUUUAGCUGUACUCAAUGUGGGAAGAGUUUUGCUCACCUAAGCAGCCUGAUACCACACCAGAGAACACACACAGGAGAUAAACAUAGCUGUGAUCGAUGUGAGAAGAUUUUACUCAGCUAAGCAGCCUGAUAUCAC
Molecule: messenger RNA, 876 nt
Organism: Salvelinus sp. IW2-2015
Lineage: Eukaryota; Metazoa; Chordata; Actinopteri; Salmoniformes; Salmonidae
Source: RefSeq, a predicted model, not a curated record